Messenger RNA from Gekko japonicus, 1835 nucleotides. RefSeq names its product mortality factor 4-like protein 1. The record is from RefSeq and is a predicted model, not a curated record. Gene Ontology annotation, biological process: regulation of DNA-templated transcription; chromatin organization. Lineage: Eukaryota; Metazoa; Chordata; Lepidosauria; Squamata; Gekkonidae. Gene Ontology annotation, cellular component: NuA4 histone acetyltransferase complex; nucleus.
CUGGGAUGAAUGGGUUCCAGAGAGCAGAGUGCUCAAAUACGUCGACACCAAUCUGCAGAAGCAGAAAACUUCAGAAGGCCAAUCAGCUUCUCGGAUGCAAGGGAACAGUAUGCAGAAGGAAAGAUGAGAGGGGCUGCUCCAGGCAAGAAGGCAUCCGGUCUCCAGCAGAAAAAUGUUGACGUAUUUUUCAGACGAGAUGGAGCGCAUACAGUUUGCGGUUUGGAGACCCCUGCAAUAUCGACGCGGAAAACAAAAAAGAACAAACAGAAAAAUCCUGGGAUCGGGGAAGGCAGCAGUACCAGUGAAAACCCUCAACCUCCCAGGAAAAAACGGGCUCGAGUAGAUCCCACCGUCGAAAGCGAAGAAACUUUUAUGAACAGAGUUGAAGUGAAGGUGAAAAUACCAGAGGAGCUCAAACCAUGGCUUGUAGAUGACUGGGAUUUGAUCACCCGGCAAAAGCAGCUCUUCUACCUUCCUGCCAAGAAGAACGUUGACUCCAUUUUAGAGGACUAUGCGAACUACAAGAAGUCCCGAGGAAACACCGACAACAAAGAAUAUGCCGUUAAUGAAGUUGUGGCGGGCAUCAAAGAAUACUUCAAUGUCAUGCUUGGCACCCAACUGCUGUAUAAGUUUGAGAGGCCACAGUACGCGGAGAUCUUAGCGGAUCACCCUGACGCUCCGAUGUCGCAGGUCUAUGGAGCCCCACACCUCCUCCGGCUAUUUGUCCGGAUCGGAGCGAUGCUUGCUUACACGCCUCUGGAUGAGAAGAGCCUGGCCUUGCUAUUGAACUACUUGCAUGACUUCUUAAAAUACCUUGCAAAGAAUUCCUCCAUGUUGUUCAGCGCAAGCGACUAUGAGGUUGCACCCCCAGAAUACCACCGGAAGGCAGUGUAAGCCUCUUGCCCACAGUGUGUGUGUGUGCGUGCGUGCGCGUGUCACCGGAAGGGGAUCCCUGGAUUUCUGCAGCUGUUUUGCCCAGUUCUCCGUUUGCCCUCGGUCCCCCGUCUCGCACACGUCUCUCCGCGCAGUCGACGUCCACGUGUCAAGUGAAUAGUGAGUGUGUCUGCAGAUGGAACUGACCACCCGCCUCUGGAGGACUUUUCUUCACUUCCGAAAUAUCUCCACAAGGAAAAAGCCUUAAAGGAGUACUUCAGGGAAUUGGUUUGGUGUUGGAACGUCCCUGGAAAUGCAACAAACACUUCAUCGUUUGACCUCCCGCAUGCCUCUCGGUCCCUUGUUCAUAAAACCCAAGUAUUACCUGAGCAGUGAAGGUGAUUGGUAAUACACCCUCCCCCUUGGGGGGGGGGGGACUUUCUUUGCCAGCAGUUAGGGAGGACCAGUCACCGCUGAGUACUUGCUACUGGGGUGGGGGUGGAGCAUGUUCCAUCUACUUGGUGUUGGAUCGGUAAAGUGUGCUGGUCUCAGUGUAUGUGUUUUGCCUGCUUAGCAGCAGAACUGUGGGUUUGGUGUUUUUGGUUUUUGUUUUGUUUUGUUUGGCCUUGAAUGCACCUUCUAAGAUAGGACGAAUUCACAUCUUGUACACCGUUCCCAAAACGUUGUUGUUUUGUUGAAGGGGGGAUGUUUGUGGAUCUCCAAAUAAACUUUUCUAUUUCAGCUGUUCGAACACGUUGGCCCCUGUGUCGCUGCCUGAUGAAGAGCUUUUGGCUGUCAUAAUGGGAAGAAGGCCGCUUUUUAAUUCCUUCUAAACAGCAAACCUCAGGCAGGGCGGAGUUCCCACCUGAAGUACCCAGGAGAACAGUGGCUUUUUUUGUGUGUUGUUUUAAAGAAACCGAAACUGAUUGUCCUUCGAACACUGAGAAGAAUUGAGACUGUUC